GGAGCUCAGAGACGUGAAGAACUUGGAGACUGUGAGUGCGAGACUCACCGACUUCAAAUUUCUCACGAGGCUUCCGAUUGUUCACCGCUCUUGUUUCAGAUCCAUUGGAUGAUCGCAACGUAGAUAAGGUAUUGAGCUUGGUUAUGUGGGUCCGCCAACGUGAAGCAUACUCGAUGUACAAGCGGUUGUCAUCGAGAGAUUAUUUGAAUGCAGCUGAUAUGGAAUCAAAAGAGUUUGAUGAUACUUUAGACAUGGAAGACAACUCAGCUCUUUUGCAGAAAAGUAUGGUUCCAGAAGUUUCAGACCCCUCAUGGAAGCUUUCCUUACCCCAUGUACUAGUGGCAACUAUAUCUUCAUUCUUGUUCGGGUACCAUCUCGGAGUAGUCAAUGAACCACUUGAAAGCAUUUCUGCAGAUCUUGGUUUCAAGGGUAACGCAUUGGCUGAAGGUCUGGUGGUGAGUACAUGCUUGGGAGGUGCCUUUCUCGGAUCAUUAUUUAGUGGAUGGAUAGCUGAUGGAGUUGGACGUCGUAGGGCUUUUCAACUGUGUGCAUUGCCCAUGAUUAUUGGUGCUGUUAUCAGUGCAACAUCCAAAACUCUUGCUGGUAUGCUUAUAGGAAGGUUGUUUGUUGGGACUGGUAUGGGUCUGGGCCCUCCUGUUGCUUCUCUUUACGUAACUGAGGUUUCUCCUUCUUUUGUGAGGGGUACAUAUGGUAGUUUCAUCCAGAUUGCAACAUGCCUUGGACUUAUGGGGGCUCUUCUUGUUGGAAUCCCUGUGAAAGAAAUUGCGGGCUGGUGGCGUGUUUGCUUUUGGUUAUCUACAAUUCCAGCAGCAAUACUUGCUCUAGCCAUGGUAUUCUGUACGGAGAGUCCACAUUGGCUACAUAAGCAAGGAAGAACUUACGAGGCAGAAGCUGCAUUUGAGAAACUCCUUGGUGGAUCACAUGUCAAAACGGCAAUGGUACAAUUAGCCAAGUUGGACAGCGGAGAUGAGACAGAUGCUGUAAGCCUUUCAGAGUUGUUCUAUGGCCGCCAUUUCAGAGUUGUUUUUAUUGGGUCAACCCUGUUUGCUUUACAACAGCUAUCUGGUAUAAAUGCCGUCUUUUAUUUCUCCUCAACUGUAUUCAAAAGUGCCGGAGUACCAUCAGGCCUUGCAAAUGCCUUCAUAGGAAUUGCAAAUUUAUCAGGGUCUGUUGUCGCAAUGACAUUGAUGGAUAAAGUAGGAAGGAAGGUGCUACUGUUAGGGAGCUUCUUUGGCAUGGCAAUGGCAAUGGCUGUUCAAGUCGUUGCAGCGAGUUCUUAUUCAUCAGGACCUGGGUCACUGUACCUAUCUGUUGGUGGAAUGCUGAUGUUUGUUUUAACAUUUGCCCUAGGAGCAGGUCCAGUUCCAGGUCUCCUUUUACCAGAAAUAUUUCCUGGCCGCAUCAGGGCAAAAGCAAUGGCUGUCUGUAUGUCAGUGCAUUGGGUGAUAAAUUUCUUCGUGGGUUUGCUCUUCUUGCAACUACUUGAAAAACUUGGCCCACAGCUUCUCUAUUCUAUGUUUGGUACCGUUUGCAUGAUGGCCGUGGUUUUUGUGAAACGAAAUGUGGUGGAAACUAAAGGAAAAUCGCUCCAAGAAAUUGAGAUAGCGCUCCUUCCACAAGAAUAGAGGUGCCUUUCAAUGUUAGAAAAGUGUCUCGCUGCUGGAAGUGGAAGCACAUUGGGUCUUAAAUGAACCAGAAAUGGUAGGCAGUUCGGAAUAGAGCGCUUAACGGGAAUGGACAAGAAAAAUUCAAGCCAGCAAGUUUAUUUAAGAUUCUCGUCGGGCAAAUAUUUUGGUGGACUUCUAAAUUUUAUGCAGGUAUGUCACACAGUCAUGUAAUAGUAUAUAUCCAUGCGUUAGCUCGUAAGUAUGUGACAGAGGCUUUGGGUGCCAUGAAUAUGUAAUUAUGUAACUUUUAAACUUCCAAUUCACUAAGAAAUAUGUAUGAUAAAGUCGGGGUUUAAACCCUUUGAGCCAUUUUAUGGGUACAUCACCAAACAGACAAUUCCAUUCAUGUAGAACUAAAAGUUAUAAGCAGGAUUACAAUACA
Molecule: messenger RNA, 2070 nt
Organism: Fragaria vesca subsp. vesca
Lineage: Eukaryota; Viridiplantae; Streptophyta; Magnoliopsida; Rosales; Rosaceae
Product: probable plastidic glucose transporter 2-like
Exons: 14
Coding region: 144-1646 (500 amino acids)
Biological process (GO): monosaccharide transmembrane transport
Cellular component (GO): membrane
Molecular function (GO): hexose transmembrane transporter activity
Source: RefSeq, a predicted model, not a curated record